Messenger RNA from Branchiostoma belcheri (Belcher's lancelet), 6261 nucleotides. RefSeq names its product myosin-16-like. The transcript is spliced from 46 exons. Lineage: Eukaryota; Metazoa; Chordata; Leptocardii; Amphioxiformes; Branchiostomatidae. Gene Ontology annotation, cellular component: myosin complex. The record is from RefSeq and is a predicted model, not a curated record. Gene Ontology annotation, molecular function: ATP binding; actin filament binding; cytoskeletal motor activity. Bases 72 to 6095 code for a protein of 2007 amino acids.
GCCCUUUUCUGCACACAGCCUGUCCUCUUCUUCUGUCAGUCUGUGUGGUGAAGCCUCCCCGCUAAGUCAAGAUGCCGGCCUACGGACCCUCCAUGAUGGAUCAGCCCUCGGAGCGUUUCCUUUACGGAGACCCCGAGGACAUGAAGAAGCUGCGGUCGGCUCCUUACGACGCCAAGAAGAACUGCUGGGUUCCCGAUGCGCAGGAAGUGUUUAUCGAGGCCGAGAUCAAGGCCAAGAAGGGCGACCAAGUCACGGUCACCACCAGGACCGGCAAUACCAUCACGGUGAAGGCCGGUCAAAUCCAGGACAUGAACCCGCCCAAGUUCGCAUGCGCGGAGGACAUGGUGAACAUGACGUUUCUGAACGAGGCGUCCGUCAUCAACAAUCUGCGCACGCGCUACGUCAACACCCUGAUCUAUACCUAUUCUGGGCUGUUUUGCGUGGUGAUCAACCCGUUCAUGCGGCUGCCGAUCUACGGAGAGAACGUGGUGAAGAUUUACCGCGGCAAGAGGAAGCAGGAGGUCCCGCCUCACCUGUUCUCUGUGGCUGAUGGAGCCUACAUGAACAUGAGGGGCGAGAGGGUGUGCCAGUCUAUGUUGAUCACCGGCGAGUCCGGUGCCGGUAAGACUGAGAACACGAAGAAGGUUAUCGCCUACUUCGCCCUGGUCGGUGCCAGCCAGACAGCCGGAGACGCCGACCCGUCCGCCAAGAAGGUCACCCUUGAGGACCAGAUCGUGCAGACCAACCCUGUACUGGAGGCCUUCGGUAACGCCAAGACUGUCAGGAACAACAACUCCUCCCGUUUCGGAAAGUUCAUCCGAAUCCAUUUCGACCAGAGGGGUAUUCUGGCCGGAGGCGACAUCGAGACUUAUCUUCUCGAGAAAUCUCGCGUGAUCGCCCAGCUUCCGGGAAUGGAGCGAGGCUACCAUAUUUUCUUUCAGCUCAUGUCGAAUGGUAUCCCGGGCACUGUAGAGCGCAUGCUGCUGAAGAAAGAACCAUCGUUCUACAAGUUCGUGAAGGAGGGAGUUUACGACGUAGCCGGGCUGGAUGAUGGGGAAGAGUUUCGCGCCACGGACGAGGCUUUUGACAUCCUCAACUUUAAGGCCGACGAGAAGGAGAACAUCUACAAGAUGUGCUCAGCCAUCCUCUGGUUCGGCAACAGCCGAUUCGCACAGAGGGGCGAGCAGGGAGAGCUGGAGAGCAUCGAGGAGAUGCAGAAGGUUGGCCGUCUGUUCGGCAUCGAUCCUGACGAGUUCGGGAACGCGAUCUGCAAGCCUCGCGUGAAGGUCGGGGCGGAGUUCGUCACCAAGGGCCAGACCGCCGACCAGUGCCUGAACGCCGUGGGAGCGCUGUCCAAGUCCGUCUACGACAGGGUCUUCAGGUUCAUCGUGCAGAAGUGUAACCAGACUCUGGAGACGGACAAAGAACGCGCCUACUUCAUCGGUGUGCUGGACAUCGCCGGCUUCGAGAUCUUCGAGCUGAACAGUUUCGAGCAGCUGUGCAUCAACUACACCAACGAGAAGCUGCAGCAGUUCUUCAACCACCACAUGUUCGUACAAGAGCAGGAAGAGUACAAGCAGGAGCAGAUCGAGUGGGAGUUCGUCGAUUUCGGCAUGGACUUGCAGGCUUGCCUGGAUCUCAUCGAGAAGAAAAUGGGCAUCCUGUCCAUGCUGGAAGAAGAGUGCGUCAUGCCCAAGGCCAGCGACAAGACCUACCUGGACAAGAUGAACGGCCAGCAUCUCGGGAAGAACCCGAAGUACGGCAAGCCCAAGCCCAGCAAGAAGAAGUACGAGGCUCACUUCGAGCUGGGACACUACGCCGGGCCGGUGGGGUACAACGUGACAGGUUGGCUGGAGAAGAACAAGGACCCUGUGAACGAGACUGCUGUGAAGGUGUUCAAGGCGUCCAAGAACGCGCUGCUGAGUGACAUCUGGGCGGACUACCUGACUGCGGAGGAACAGGCUGAGCAAAAGGGCGGCGGCAAGAAGAAGAAGGGAGGCUCCUUCAUGACUGUGUCUGCUGUGCACAGGGAACAACUGGAUCACCUGAUGCACACCCUUCACGAGACCUACCCCCACUUUGUGCGCUGUAUCAUCCCCAACGAGGUGAAAACCGGCGGCAUCAUCGACGGCCCACUGGUCUACAACCAGCUGACGUGUAACGGCGUACUGGAGGGUAUCCGUAUCUGCCAGAAGGGAUUUCCAAACAAGCAGAUCUUCUCUGACUUGGUUGAGAGAUACCGAAUCCUGGCAGCAUCAGUCUUUGCUGAAGGGACCUUCAUUGAAGGAAAAGAGGCGUCCAGGCUGCUGCUGGAGGCUACAGGACUCCCGAAAACGUCCUACGGCAUCGGUUUAACCAAAGUCUUUUUCAAGGCCGGAACGUUGGCCAAGCUGGAGGAGAUGCGAGAGGAUAAGAUCAACGCCACCAUAACCGGGAUCCAGUCCGUCAUCCGCGGCAGGAAGCAGAGGUUUAUCUUCGAGAAGCUGUAUGCAGGAAGACAAGCGUGUGACAUCAUCCAGCGCAACAUCCGGUCGUUCUUCAAGCUGCGUCACGACGGCUGGUACCGGAUGUACGGAGCCAUCAAACCGCAGCUCACCGGAGCCAAGGCUGAGGAGAUGCUGGAGGUCAAGACCAAGGAACUGGAGGAAGCAGCGAAGGCUCUGACGACCAAGCGGAAGCAGAGGGAGGAUCUGGAGAAGCAGAUUAACGACAUCCUUGCUGAAAAGGAAGACAUUCAGAACCUGCUUUCUUCGGAAGGCUCGGUAGUCCGCGAGGCGGCUGAAGAGCGCGUCCGCAUCCUGGCCAAGGAGUUUAACGAACUGCAGAGCGAGCAUAAGGAGCUGGAGGAGCACUGGGAAGACAUCAGCGAGAGCAGCAAGACUCUGCAGAUCGGCAAGGACAGGGCGCAGGCCGAGGUCGACAAGAUGAAGAAAAAGAUCGAGGACCUGGAGCAGAAGCUGUCCGAGCACGAGAAGAGCAAACAGGGCGAGGAGGAAGCCCUGAGAGAAAAGGAGGACGUGGUCGCCAGCAACCAGGACAAGAUCGCACACCUGCUCAAGGAGAAGAAGCGGCUGGAAGAGCUGAACGCACAAACCCUUGACGACCUUGCCGCUGAAGAGGAGAAAGCCGCGCAGUUGUCCAAGCUGAAGAUCCGGCUUGAGCAGACCCUGGACGACCUUGAGGACGACCUUACGCACGAGCGGCGAAUCGUGACGGAGGUGGAGAAGGUCAAAAUGCGCGUGUCGAACGACCUGCAAAGGAUCAUGGACUCGAUCACGGAGACCGAGAACCUCAAGAUGGAGCUGGAGGAGAGGUUCAAGAAGAAGGAGUUUGAGCUGAAUGCAGCUCACUCCGCCAGUGACGACGAGGCCGGCCAGGCUGCCGUGCUGUCGAAGAAGUUUAAGGAGAUGCAGAGGGUAAUCAGCGAACUCGGGGACGACAUGGAAGUGGAGAGAUCAGCACGAGUCAAGUCGGAGCGUUCCCGUGCGGACCUGCAGCGCGAGCUGGAUGAUGUGGAGGGCAAACUGGAGGAGACUUCCGGUCUGUCCGCGAACGAGGCCGACAAGAACAAGCGCCGCGAACAGGACCUCAUGAAGAUCCGGAGAGACCUGGAGGAGUCUCUGGCGUCUCAGGACGCUGAGGUGUCCCUCCUGAGGAAGAAGCACGCGGACGUGCUGGCCGAGAUGUCUGACACGCUGGACGAUCUGCAGAAGGGGAAGAACAAGGCGGAGAAGGACCGGGACUCGCUCAGGAGGGAGGCGGAGGAUCUCAUGAUCACGUUCGAGGCGCUGUCCAAGCAAAAGUACCAACUGGAGAAGGCGAACAAGCACCUGGAGUCGACGUUUAUCAGCGUGACGGUGAAGAUCGAGGAGCACACGCACAUCAUCUCCGAGCUGCAGUCGCUCAAGACGCGUCUGACGGCCGAGAACUCCGAGCUCACCCGCCGCCUGGAGGAGUCCGAGUCCAACUACAACGCGCUCAAACGCGGAGAGGCCAUCCUCAAAUCACAGGUUGAGGAAGCUAAGCGUGCCCUGGACGAGGAAAUCAAGGCCAAGAACAACACCAUGGCCCAGCUGCGCAGCGUGCAGGCAGAGCUGCAGCGCUUCCAGGAAACUAUUGAAGAGGAGCAGGAAGUUCGCGCCAACGCGCAGAGGGAUCUCUCCAAGGUCAACGCCGAGGUUCUCAUGUGGAAGAACAAGUACGAGAGCGAGGUUUCCGGCAAAAUGGAGGAGUCCGAGGAUAUCAAGCGGAAGAUGGCCCUGCGUCUGGCUGAGGCAGAGGAGGCGCUGGACGCCGCUAACGCGAGAUGCCUGAGCCUGGACAAGACCCGCAUGCGCCUGGCUGCAGAAGUGGAGGACUUCCAUAUUGAGGUUGAGAAGGCGAACACUCUGGCCUCCCAGCUGGAGAAGAAGCAGACGCUGGUGGACCGGCAGAUCGUGGAGUGGAAGACCAAGUGUGACGAGCUCACCAUCACUCUGGAGAGGUCACAGGUUGAGAGCCGAACGCACCAGGCUGAGAUGCUGAAGCUCAGGUCUAUGAUCGAGGAGAUUAGCGAGGCCAUAGAGAUGCAGAGGAAGGAGUCCAGGAUUCUGCACCAGGAUUGUUCCGACCUGCAGGACCAGUUGUCCGGCAGCGGGCGGGCGGUGGCGGAGACGGAGAAGGCCAAGCGGCGUCUGGAGGUGGAGCUGGAGGAUCUGCGCAGCGCGCUGGACGAGGCAGAGGGCGCGCUGGAGAUCGAGCAAGGAAAGGUUGUAAGAAUCCAACUGGAGCUGACUCAACUGAAGUCGGACAUCGACCGGCGCCUGGCCGAGAAGGAAGAGGAGUUCGAGUCAACCAUCAAAAUGCACCACCGCACGAUCGAGCAGAUGAACGAGCAGGUUGACGUGGAGUCGCGGGGCCGCGCGGAGGCACUGCGGCAGAACAACGUCCUGAGCGGGCAGCUGGGCGAGCUGGAGAUUAACCUGGAGGGCGCCACACGGGCAAACAACGACGCCAAGAAACUGCUGAGCAGACUGCACACACAACUGCAGGAGCUUCAGAUGACCCUAGACGAAACUAUCCGCAUGCGCGGUGACAUGCGUGACCAGGUGGGACUGAAGGACCGGUACUGCAGCACGAUCCAGACGGAGAUCGAGGAGGUCCGCAGGCAGCUGGAGGACACCGACCGCGCCAGGAAGCUUGCUGACGCCAGCCUGUCGGAGUCUCACGACCGCGUGAGCGAACUGACCACGCAGACCUCCGGCCUGGUCACCCAGAGGCGCAAGCUGGAGGGAGACCUGGACACGCUCAGGGCCGAGCUGGAGGAGCUCAUCAACGAGCAUCGCCAGACAGAGGAGAAGGCCAAGAGGGCCAUCAGCGAUGCUGGUCGCAUGGCCGAAGAACUGCGCACGGAGCAGGAUCAGAACCAGCACAUGCUGAAGGUCAAGCAUAACCUUGAACUGACCUUCAAGGACCUCCAGCAGCAGCUUGAGGAGGCGGAGGCGUCCGCCUUGAAGGGCGGGAAACGCGCCUUGGCGAAGGUGGAGGAAAGGAUCCGGGAACUUGAGCUGCAGCUGUCAAUCAUCCAGAAGCAGCACCAAGAUGACGUCAAGGCUCUGCGGAAGAACGACCGCUCCUUGAAGGAGUUCGCCGCACAGGACGACGAGAACAAGAAGAACCAGAUCCGCCUGCAGGACCUGAUCGAGAAGCUUCAGAGCAAGAUCAAGACCUACAAGCGCCAGGUCGAGGAGGCGGAAAGCAGCGCGGGACAGAGCCUUUCCAAGUACCGUCACGCCCAGCACGACUUGGAGGACGCUGUUGAGCGCAUGGAGAUGGCCGAGGCGUCCCUGAACAAGAUGCGGACCCGCACCGAGACCCACGUCGUCACCCGGCGCCACGUCGGCUCCGGGGCUCGCUCCUCCGCGCCGGCGGCCCACUUCAGCGGCGGCCACUCCGCGCACUUCAGCGUUGGCGGCGGGGGCUCCAGCACGACCCACCACACGACCCGGCACGUGUACGGCAGCGGUGACGAGGGAGCCGGCGGCACUACCGUGAUCAGGCGCACCGUCACCAAACGCACCACUCGCCGCGUCGUCACAAGCAGUGACGAGGACUAAGUGACGUGCCACCGACCCUUGAAGAAAACUCUCCGAUAAAAAAAGAUGGAUUGAUCAACUGGACUCCUCCUUAUCUACUCCGCUUGAAAUGCUUGCUUGUGUGUUAGUAAACGACGCUUUGACAGUAGCUGGUACGUUGCAGCAGAAAUAAAAUGAACGGUGACGU